AAUGACCUCAACAAAAAAACACACACCCGUCAUAAAAAAUCACACUCUCAGGCCAGACCCCACCAAAACCCAGUAUUUAUUAGUAUCACCAGCCACCUUACCCUAUACUAAUACCACCCUUUCUUCGUCACUCUCUAUGAGACAGACAGAGAAACCACAACCAUGGCACUCCUCACCUACCUCGUCCUAGCCCACCUCUUCCUUUCGCUCGCCGCCACCGGAGCAGAAAAAGUCCCGGCCGUCAUCGUGUUCGGAGACUCUUCCGUCGACGCCGGGAACAACAACGUGAUUUCGACGAUCCUGAAGAGCAACUUCGCGCCGUAUGGGAGGGACUUCUACGGCGGCCAGGCCACGGGGCGGUUCUCCAACGGCCGGGUGCCGUCUGAUUUCAUAUCGGAGGCUUUUGGGUUGAGGCCGUUUGUGCCGGCUUACUUGGAUCCGAUGUACAAUAUCUCGGAUUUUGCUGUCGGAGUUAACUUUGCCUCUGCUGGGACUGGCUUUGAUAAUGCCACUUCUGAUGUGCUGUCUGUCAUACCUCUAUGGAAGGAAGUGGAAUACUACAAAGACUACCAAACGAAACUGAGAGCUUAUCUGGGAGACAAGAAGGCCAACACGAUCAUAACUGAGUCUCUCUACCUAACAAGCCUUGGCACAAAUGACUUCUUGGAAAACUACUACACAAUGCGCGACCGUCGGUCCCAUUACACGAUCGAUCAGUUCCAAGAUUUUAUCCUCGGGCUUGCUGAAAAUUUCGUGAAGGAAAUAUACGGGCUUGGGGCUAGGAAAAUAUCCCUGGGGGGGCUUCCUCCAAUGGGUUGCUUGCCAUUGGAGAGGACCACAAAUUUUCUUGGUGGGAAUGGGGAUACAUGUACUGAGACUUAUAACAAUGUGGCCUUGGGGUUCAAUGUGAAGAUGACUGGUUUGGUGGCGAAGCUGAACGAGGAGCUUCCUGGUGCCAAAGUGGUGUUCUCCAAUCCUUACUUCAUUUUCCUGCAGAUUCUUCAGAGACCCGCUUUCUACGGUUUUGACGUUUCCUCAGUUGCUUGUUGUGCCACUGGGAUGUUCGAGAUGGGUUACAUGUGCAACAGAUACACUGCUUUUACUUGCACUGAUGCAAGUAAAUAUGUUUUUUGGGAUGCUUUCCACCCAACGGAGAAAACCAACCGCAUCAUCUCCGAUCAUGUGGUUAAACAUGUUCUUAGUGGUUUCUUUUGAUUUGUUAUUACGUAUCCGUUGUGUAAUUGCAGUACCAACCAUAUUAUGUGGUGGCUAUAUACGUUUGUUGUAUCAAUCACAUUAUCCUCGUUGUUAGUAUUAGAAGUAUCUGUUCAAAGAAGUGAUAUUAGAGUGGUGGUGGCGGCGACGGCGGCGGCGCCAGCGGUUGGCGCUAGUUAUUUUGUUCUAUUGCUGUACUUACUACGGGCGAGUUGUCAAUCUCCAUAUGGAGUUACAUAUUGUGGUUAAAUAAAAAAAAAUUUUGUUUAAA
Messenger RNA from Rhododendron vialii, 1486 nucleotides. Its product is annotated as GDSL esterase/lipase At2g04570-like. The transcript has 3 exons. NCBI's taxonomy places the organism in Eukaryota, Viridiplantae, Streptophyta, Magnoliopsida, Ericales, Ericaceae. The record is from RefSeq and is a predicted model, not a curated record. The coding region runs from base 163 to 1215 and encodes 350 amino acids. Gene Ontology annotation, molecular function: hydrolase activity, acting on ester bonds.